AUGCCGUCCCUUGAAACCUCUACAAAAAAUGACGCAAGGCUGCUCCUUGUCUCAAAUCGAUUACCCAUAACCAUAAAACGCUCAGAGGAUGGCAGGUAUGAUUUCUCCAUGUCAUCAGGUGGCUUGGUCAGUGGCCUCAGCGGCCUGUCGAAAUCCACGACCUUCCAAUGGUACGGUUGGCCCGGGUUGGAGGUUCCCGAAGAGGAGGUUCCUGUUGUCAAACAGCGGUUGAAGGACGAGUACGGGGCCAUCCCAGUGUUCAUUGAUGAUGAUCUUGCGGAUCGCCAUUAUAAUGGCUUUUCUAAUUCGAUUUUGUGGCCCCUUUUCCACUACCACCCAGGUGAAAUUACCUUUGACGAAUCCGCUUGGGAAGCAUACAAGGAGGCCAACCGCCUUUUUGCCAAGGCAGUCGCGAAGGAGGUUCAGGACGGCGACUUGAUCUGGGUACACGAUUACCACUUGAUGCUUCUCCCUGAGAUGCUUCGGGAGGAAAUUGGAGGCAAAAAGGAGAAUGUUAAGAUUGGGUUCUUCCUCCACACACCUUUUCCAAGCAGUGAGAUUUAUAGGAUUCUCCCGGUCCGGAAUGAACUGUUACUAGGAGUCCUCCACUGCGAUCUCAUAGGCUUUCAUACCUACGAUUAUACACGACAUUUCCUGAGUGCUUGCUCGCGUCUGUUAGGGUUGGCAACAACUCCCAAUGGUAUAGAGUUCCAAGGCAAGAUUAUUGCUUGUGGCGCAUUCCCGAUCGGCAUUGACCCGGAAAAAUUCCAGGAGGGCCUUAAGAAGGAAAAAGUCCAGAAACGGAUUGCAAUGCUGGAACAAAAGUUUCAGGGGGUGAAGCUUAUGGUUGGCGUUGAUCGCCUUGACUAUAUAAAGGGUGUCCCUCAGAAGCUGCAUGCUUUUGAGGUAUUCCUUAGUGACCAUCCGGAAUGGGUGGGGAAAGUUGUCCUGGUGCAGGUCGCGGUGCCUAGCAGACAGGACGUGGAAGAGUAUCAAAAUUUGAGGGCAGUAGUAAACGAGCUCGUGGGUCGGAUCAAUGGCAAAUUCGGCACGGUUGAAUUCAUGCCUAUUCAUUUCCUGCACAAGUCGGUCAAUUUUGAUGAACUGCUUGCCCUCUAUGCUGUGUCAGAUGCUUGUAUCGUUUCGUCUACUCGAGAUGGCAUGAACCUUGUUGCCUAUGAAUAUAUCGCCGCUCAGCAAAAUCGCCAUGGUGUUUUGGUGCUCUCGGAAUUUGCCGGUGCAGCCCAGAGCCUGAACGGUAGCAUAAUAAUCAAUCCUUGGAACACCGAGGAACUUGCUGGGGCUUACCAGGAAGCUGUUACAAUGAGUGAUGAACAGAGAGCUCUGAAUUUCUCUAAGUUGGAUAAAUACGUCAAAAAGUACACAAGCGCCUUCUGGGGCCAGUCAUUUGUCACGGAGUUGACUAGAAUUUCGGCCCAUUCUGCAGAGAAGUUUCAGUCCAAAAAAGCUGUUACAGGGGACAGUAGCCAUGCGGAAGAACAUAGUGUUAGUGGUGCAGGAGUUCAAGGAAAUGGUAUCUUGUCGGCACCGUCAACGUCAUGA
Molecule: messenger RNA, 1563 nt
Organism: Aspergillus tanneri
Lineage: Eukaryota; Fungi; Ascomycota; Eurotiomycetes; Eurotiales; Aspergillaceae
Product: glycosyltransferase family 20 protein
Exons: 5
Coding region: 1-1563 (520 amino acids)
Biological process (GO): trehalose biosynthetic process; cellular response to heat
Cellular component (GO): cytosol; alpha,alpha-trehalose-phosphate synthase complex (UDP-forming)
Molecular function (GO): alpha,alpha-trehalose-phosphate synthase (UDP-forming) activity
Source: RefSeq, a predicted model, not a curated record